CCUCCCUUGGCUUCCAUUCCCUUCCCACCCAGCACAAGCAGCAGCAGCAGGGGAGGGGCGAGGAGUAGUCGCACGCGACCCCCACCCCCCGAUUAGACCGCCGCGACGACGACGACCUGCUCGACGGCGACCCCGCCGCGCCGCCGCCAAGCCUAAACCCCACCCGAUCCAUGGACCCGGCGCCCGCCGGGGCCCACAACCUCACCCCACCGGAGGCCGGCUGGCCGCCCGAGCUCCGCCUCCCGCCGCCCCCAGCGGAGCCGCCGCCGCCGCCACCUCAAGCUGCGGGGAUGGACGAUUCGCAGUUCCUCGGCUCGAUCAUGGGGCUGCCGCCACCGGAGGCGCCGCCGCGCCAGGAGGCGCCCGCGCCCCUCGGGCCCAAGAGGAGGGGGAGGCCGCCGAAGAACAAGGACGGAGCGGGAGCGGGCGCGGGCUCGGGGGCGGCUCUGGUGCCCGCGCCGCCCAAGCCCGCCAGGAGGAAGGAGGACGAGGAGGAGGUCGUAUGCUUCAUCUGCUUCGACGGGGGCAACCUCGUCGUCUGCGAUCGGAGGGGAUGCCCUAAGGUCUACCAUCCGGCUUGCAUCAAGCGCGACGAGGCCUUCUUCCAGUCCCGGAGCAAGUGGAACUGCGGUUGGCACAUAUGCAGCAGCUGUGAAAAGGCAGUGCACUAUAUGUGCUACACUUGUACAUACUCCCUCUGCAAAGUUUGCAUCAAGCAAGGUAAAUUCUUCAGUGUCAGGGGGACCAAGGGCUUCUGCGACACGUGUUUUGGGACUAUACUUUUGAUAGAAUCCAAAGAUGAAAGCGCUACAAAGGUUGAUUUUGAUGACAUACUCAGUUGGGAGUACCUUUUUAAGCUAUAUUGGCUAGAUCUGAAAGGGAAGCUUUCAUUGACAUUGGAAGAACUUACUAGUGCCAAGAACAGAUGGAAUGUUCCUAUCACUCCUGCUAGGAAAGAAAAAGAUGAGUCAUCUGAUGACCUAUACGACGUUAAUAAUGAUGAUGAUGCUGGUUCUGACUGCUCCUCAAGAAAACGAAGGCGAGCUAAUUCUUCAAGGAAAAAGGUUCGAAAACGGCGGAAGGUAGAUUCAGAUUGUAGCAUUGCUGCAAAACAGGUCGUGCUUCCAAUUGGAUAUGCUGGGAGCCUACCCACUGAAGUACCAAAUGAAAGGGCGCCCUUGCCAGUAGCCACAAAAGUACCAAAUGAACAGGUGCCCUUGCCAGUAGACUCGAAAGUACCAAAUGAACAGGUGCAAUUGCCGGUAGACAUGGAAGUAGAAAAAGAACAGGCGCCCUUGCCACUAGACACAAAAUGGGCGUCACCUGAGUUGUUGGAGUUCGUAGGACACAUGAGAGAUGGUGAUCAAUCUUUUAUUUCUCAAUUUGAUGUUCAGACCCUUCUGCUGGAAUAUAUUAAGAAGAAUAACCUUCGUGAUCCUAAGAGGAAAAGCCAAAUUGUUUGUGACACAAGACUUCACCGCUUGUUCAGGAAAUCACGUGUUGCUCACUUUGAGAUGUUAAAGCUUUUGGAAAUGCAUUUUCUCAUAAACGAGACUCCAAAAGUAAGUGAUAAAAGUGAAGUGACCAUCAAUCUAAAUUCGGCUCAAGUAGAUACCAAUGGAUACAGUGACAUGGCAGCAAAAUUGUCUCCUGAUAAGAGGAGAAGGAUGCAUAGAAAGGUGGAUAGAGAAGCACAAGUUAAUCUUGAGGCUUAUGCAGCUAUUGAUAUGCAUAAUAUAAAUUUAAUUUACAUGCGGCGCAGCCUGAUGGAGGACUUAAUUGAUGAUGCCACAUUCUCAGACAAAAUUUGUGGUGCUUUUGUGAGGAUAAAAAUUUCUGGUGUUGGUCAGAAACAAGAUAUAUAUCGUCUAGUAAAAGUUGUUGGGACACACAAGGUUCCAGAAAAGUACUGCAUUGGGAAGAAGAUGACGAAUUUUGCCCUUGAGAUAUUAAAUUUAGACAAAAAGGAGAUUAUCAAGAUGGAUACAAUAUCUAACCAGGAUUUUACAGAGGAGGAGUGCAAACGCUUAAGGCAGAGCAUGAAGUGUGGUCUAAUUAGCAGACUAAAAGUGGGGGAUAUUCAAGAGAAAGCCAAGAUCUUGCAGUCUGUAAGAGUGAAUGAUUGGUUUGAAAACGAAAAGGAGAGGCUGGGGCAUCUUCGUGACCGUGCAAGUGAAACAGGGCGCAGAAAAGAACUUAGAGAAUGUGUAGAAAAGCUGCAGCUUCUCAACAAUUCUGAGGAAAGAACUCGCAGGAUAAAUGAGGUUCUGGAAGUGCAUGUUGAGUCCCAUAUGGAUCCUGAUUAUGAAUCUGCCGAAGAAAUGGAUGACAAAAAAGCUGUUGGAAGGUCUGUAAAUCGGACAAGAUCAGAUACGUCCAUAUCACGAAGAAAAUCAAAAUAUCCAAACACUAUGCAAAACCAUCCACAAAAAGUUUCUGAUUCUAGCCACCAUCCAAAAAAAUUGUACUCGCAAAGUACAAUACAUGGAUCUGGAGCUGGAAGAAAGUUUGAGAACAACACUAUAGCAAACAGCUCUAUGUAUGAAGCUGGAUCACUUUCGUCGUCUGGAGUAACAAUGUCAAGUGACACGGAGCCAGAGAAAGUCUGGCACUACAAGGAUCCUGCUGGGAUUGUUCAGGGCCCAUUCACUCUUUUGCAGCUAUCAAAGUGGACAAGUUACUUCCCACGUGAUCUGAGAGUUUGGCUAACAUUUGAGAGUGAAGAGAGAUCAUUGCUGUUGACUGAAGUGCUUUCAAAACAGCAGAAAGAUUUUAAUCAAGCUGCAUCACUUACAAGUAGCAAGGUAACAUUGGCUGGCACUAGACAUACAAUGAACAGCCCAAGUGUGGAUCAGACCAAUGCUCUAUCCCCUGUUGGUUAUAGUGUGGCUGGUUCUUCUGGAAUAACUGUUCAGUCUAAUAAGUAUUAUGCUCCAGAAAGAGAGUGUGUGUACUCUCCAGAUGAUAGCUUGUCACUGUCAACUAGUUCGGUUCCACCCAAGGAUGUUCGUACUGUGAAUAGCCAAGCACAGUGCCAGACAAAACAUUCAGUUUUUAUUCAAUCUCCUGGGAAUUCAUAUGGGCAAACAGACUUGCACCAUAAUGGAAUACAUGGAGGAUGCUCUGGUGAAUCGAACCACCGUCACAGCAGCGCAGCCCUAUGGAGUCCAACCACAGCCCACAUGAGUGGUAGUGGACGUGGUAAUACGGAAUCUCAUCAGAAUCAACAUGUUUCAUGGUCGCAAUGUCAACAUGAUUCUAAAGGUAGUUCACAAUGUGGAUCUGUUAAAGAUCUGAAUUCAAGGCGGGAUCUAUCAAAAAAUCUACCUACUCAACGAGUCGGGAAAGAUGUCUCCAGUCCUGUGUUUGCUUGGAGUCCGUCCGAGUCCAGGACCGCUUCAAGUCAGCAUGAAGGCUCUUGCUUAAGUUCAACAACCAAUCCAAACUUUGUUGACGAACUUCAUUCUUCUAUUGCUUCUGCAAAGUCUAUGAGCUGUGCUCCAGCAACUCCUAUUGAAGACAGAGGUUCUAGUUCGCCAUCUGGCAUGCUGAGUCACUCAGAAAGUGUUCCAAUCUGCAGUCCACAUUCAGCCCCUUUGGCGUCUGCUUCCGAUAUUUGCAAGAUGGAUGAGAUCAUGAAUCAGCAAAGAACACUUGAAGCAGAUACAUCCAAUGCUUCAGUUAAUCAGUCUCCCCAAUCGAAGAUUUUCCAUGUGUCCUCUCCUGAUAACCAAGAUAUUGACCGUGAGGUUCCUAGUCCAGCUCCAAGAUCUGAGAAUAAGGAGCUUGCGGUUGACAACUCAGGGUUAACACCAGCAUCACCUGAAAAUGUUACUAGUACUAAUUCACCUGGUUCAAAUACAGGCAAGAUGGAGAAGAUUGUGAGUCGGAAAAAGGUACCUGAGGCGGUUGCAUCAAAUUCUUCAGAUAACCAUUCUCCUCAAUCAAAGGUUUCCCCUUCAUCUUCUCCUAAUAACAAAGAUCUGGAAUGUGAAUGUCCCAGUUCAUCCCCAAGGUCUGAGAAUAAGGUUCCUGCUACGGACAAUUCAGUUUUAACAUCAGCAGCUCCCGAAAAUCUAACGACAAUUUCCGAACCUGCUUCCGGUACAUGCAAAAUGGAGGGUUUUGUGAAUCAGCAAAAAACACUUGAGGUGGAUGCAUCAAAUAAUAACAAAGAUCUGGAAUGUGAAUGUCCCAGUUCAUCCCCAAGGUCUGAGAACAAGGUUCCUGCUAUGGACAUCUCACUUUUAACAUCAGCAGCUCCCGAAAAUCUAACAGCAACUUCUGAACCUGCUUCCGGUACGUGCAAAAUGGAGGGUUUUGCGGAUCAGCAAAAAACACUUGAGGUGGAUGCAUCAAAUAAUAACAAAGAUCUGGAAUGUGAAUGUCCCAGUUCAUCCCCAAGGUCUGAGAACAAGGUUCCUGCUAUGGAUAAUUCACCUUUAACAUCAGCAGCUUCUGAAAAUGUAAUGGCAACUUCUGCACCUGCUUCCGGUACAUGCAAAAUGGAGGGCUUUAUGAAUCAGCAAAAAACAGUUGACACGGAUGUAUCAAAUAAUAACAAAGAUCUGGAAUGUGAAUGUCCCAGUUCAUCCCCAAGGUCUGAGAAUAAGGUUCCUGCUUUGGACAAUUCACUUUUAACAUCAGCAGCUCCUGAAAAUCUAUCGGCAACUUCUGUUCCUGCCUCCGGUACAUGCAAAAUGGAGGACUUUGUGAAUCAGCAGAAAACACUUGACGCGGAUGCAUCAAAUGCUCCACUGUAUCAGCCUCCUCAUUCUCACAUUUUCCCUGUAACUAGUCCUGAUUAUCAAGAUAUUGGACGUGAAUCUCCUAGUUUUACUCCAAGAUCCGACAGUAAGGAACCUCUUGUGGACAACUCAAUGUUAACAUCAACAGCACCUGAAAACCUAACGACAGCUUCUGCAUCUGCUUCCGAUACAUGCGAAAUGGAGUUUGUGAAUCAGCAAAAAACACUUGAAACGGAUGCAUCAAAUGCUCCACUUAAUCAGCCUCCUCACACUCACAUUUUCCCUGUGUCUUCUCCUGAUGAUAAAGAUAUUGAGUGUGAAUCUCCUCGUCCAAAUCCAAUAUCUGGCAGUAAGGACCCUCUUGUGGACAAGUCAGUGUUAACAUCAGCAGGGCCUGAAAAUCUACCAACAACUUCUGCGCCUGCUUCCGGUACAUGCAAGGUGGAGGAGAUCUUGAAUAAGGAAAGAACACCUGAAGCAGAUGCAUCGAAUGUUUCACCUAAUCAGCCUCCUCACUCUAGCUUUUCAUGUCCUGAUAACCAAGAUAUGGAGUGUGAAUAUCCUCGUCCAACUCCAAGAUAUGAGAGCGAGCAGCCUGUCAUGGAUAACUCAGGGUUAACAUCAAUUGUGCCUGAAAAUUUAACUUCUGCAUCUACUCCCGAUAUAUGCAAGAUGGAGGAUAUUUUGAAUGAGAAAAGAACACUUGAAGCAAACCCGUCAAAUGGUUCAGUUAUUCAGUCUCCUCAAUCCAAGGUUUUCCCUGUAUCUUCUCCUAGUACAAAUCCUAAACCUGAGAUUAAGGAACCUGUUGUGGUCAGCUAUGUGUUAACAUCAGCAGCGUCUGAUAAUUUAACUGAGCAACAUAUGGACCCACCAGAUGCAUUUGUAUCACUCAAGUCUGAUCCACCAACUGGGGUUCCUAGACCUGAGCUUGAUGAACCUGUUGUUGUCAGCUCUGUGUUAACAUUAGCAGCACCUGAAAAUUUAACUAAGCAACAUGUGGACUCACCAGAUGCUUUUGUAUCACACAAGUCUGGUCCAUCAACUGGGGGAUUAGGUGCGAUGGAGUCAGAUUUUAAAUGUGAAGAAACUAUUCAAAAAGAACUAUACUGUCAAAGUGAAUCUACUGUUGUUACAAGAGGAAACAUGUUAAUUGAUCUUUCAUAUGGUGCUGAGUCGAUAGAUGUGUCGGAUGUCCUGGAAUCUUUAAUGGAAGAACAAAGGUGUGGGACUUCGUACAUGCAAGGAACAACUGAUUUGGAGGACUUCCUAGCCACUUCUGUCGAGGAAGAACCACAAUGCUCUAGCCCUAUUGCACUAUCUCCUUGGGGUGAACCUAGUUACUACCAAGGUGAUGCUGUUGAUUCUGCACUAUGGGGUGCCCAAGAUGAUCCAAUCAACAAUAUGUGGUCAUUGCUUUCACCAAGACCUACACUCCAGCCUUCAUCUGGUAUUGGAACUGAGGGGAAGGUAGCUUUUGGUAUCAAUGAGGUAGUUCUAGCCCAUGGUAAUAAUAAUGAAAUUGUUCGAGGAGGAUUAGUGCCAGGGGAGGACAAUGUGAACCAGGUGAACUUGGGUGCACCCACAGAUUGGGUAUUGCCCGAGCAGAUCCCAUCAAUACCAAAUGAUAUGUCAAUGUCGUCAGUAGAUGAGAGUACCGGAGUUGUAGGUUGGCAGCCAUCAGCCAAUCAGAACUUAAAUGAGGGUACUACAUGGAGCACUAGCCAGAAUCUCAACAUGUCCAGUAAUGAAAAAGCAGGGCCCUCAAGUAAAAAGACAUGGGAAGCACCAAGGAAGCAGGAAUCCACCGAUUCCAGUAUUUCUAGUUCAGGAGAGGUCAUUGGAAACACCCGAAAGGGCUUGAACCCACCUUCUGGUAAUGCUAAUCGGGGCAUCCAGCGGAAUCAUCACCGUGGCAGGUACUCUCAGAUCAGUGAGUCUUGGCUUCUUAGUUCAAAUCACUCUAGGAGUAGGUCUGAUAGAUUUGGCAGUGGUGGGUCAUCAAGAUCGACUUCAAAAGGGCACACUAGGGGCUAAUGUAAAUUUGACGAGGGAGGAAGGGUGCAUCUUGUAGCUACCUGCAUCCUUGAUCUCUGCAGCAGAAAUAGGUUUUAAAAUUCUUUGUCAUAUCUUUCCACUUUGUAUAGGCUAAUUACAAUGUAGUCAACAGAGCGUAAAUGACCAUCUCUGCUCCACUCAACUGUAGCAAGGAGUAUAUGUUUAGCAUAGAGGUAUGACCGAAUGUGCUUGCCCCAACAAGUAGAUUCAGCUUUUGGGCAGGGUCUGUAUCAUCUUGACACUGUUCGAUGGAACAGCAAUUGUACCACCACGAUCUCUUCACGUACUGAUACGCCCGAUGUGUUGGAAACAGUGAUGUCUGAUUGAUUGGUUUAGCUUCUGAUCUUUCUGUGUUACUGGAUGAUUUAACUUGCUGAUGAAGAACACAUUGUUCAAUA
Setaria italica (foxtail millet) is the source of this 7204-nucleotide messenger RNA. RefSeq lists its product as uncharacterized. The coding region runs from base 171 to 6785 and encodes 2204 amino acids. The transcript has 12 exons. Lineage: Eukaryota; Viridiplantae; Streptophyta; Magnoliopsida; Poales; Poaceae. Gene Ontology annotation, cellular component: Cdc73/Paf1 complex. Gene Ontology annotation, molecular function: RNA polymerase II C-terminal domain phosphoserine binding; DNA binding. The record is from RefSeq and is a predicted model, not a curated record.